Momordica charantia (bitter melon) is the source of this 745-nucleotide messenger RNA. Its product is annotated as RING-H2 finger protein ATL79-like. Gene Ontology annotation, molecular function: transferase activity. Gene Ontology annotation, biological process: protein ubiquitination. The record is from RefSeq and is a predicted model, not a curated record. Lineage: Eukaryota; Viridiplantae; Streptophyta; Magnoliopsida; Cucurbitales; Cucurbitaceae.
UCAUCUUCUGCAAUCACUGAAUUCCUCUGCUUAGGAACUGAAGAGAGAGAGAGAGAGAAAAUGCGACCAACUCCGUUAGAUGCCGACGACACCGUCCGCUUCCACGCGCCGCCUCCACCGCCGUGCCACGACUUCCGCGCGUGUUCUUGGCGGCCGUACUCCAAUUCCAAGGAUUUCGAAGCUAACGCCGCCGUCGUCGUCAUCAUUCUCCUCUGCGGCCUCAUCUGCGCCCUCGCUCUCAACACCGCCAUCCGCUGCUUCCUCCGCCGCGACGGCCGCCGUGAUGAUCCGUCCGACGGUAAUGGUCUUUCUCAAGCCGGCCAGCAGCAGGAACUUCGCGACGAGCCGAAGCCGAUUUUACUGGACACAUUGAAGAUGGCUCCGGCGCUGGUUUUUUCGGCGGAGAUGAAGCCGAAGCUCGCCGGAGCGGAGGCGGAGUGUACGAUUUGCUUGACGGAGUUCUCGGAGGGGGAAGAGAUUCGAGUAUUGUCGAUUUGUAAGCACGGAUUUCACGUGCAGUGCAUUCAAACGUGGUUAAUUUUGCAUUCUUCUUGUCCGACUUGCCGCCGGAGCUACCUUCCUCCCUCGCCGUCGUCCUCCGAGCACAGCGGCGACGGCGACGGCGACGGCGACGGCAACCACUGCCCCUGAGAUUAAAUUUGAAAUACCCAAAUUUCUCCCGGUAGUCGCCGUCGUAGCUGUCUAGCAGCAGUUCGAAUUGAGCGUUUGCUUUUUUUUAUUGCAA